AUGUCUUCUUUCUUCUUCUACCCAAGAAAUCGUUCUCUCACUCCAUUUGAGCAAAAUUGUCUUGACGAUCACUCUCGCCAAAUGGCUCAGAUCAUGAUCUCGACGGAAGAGAAAUUCCAUGUUUAUGAAAGACUGGCAAAGGUUCAUUGCUCUUCUGGACCCUCUAGCUCCUCUUCAUCCAUCGUGCCUCCUUUCAUAGCGAAUCGUGCAGCAAGUAUCUCAAGAUCUGUGUCAUCUGGAUCAUCAACUACGGCUUCAUCUAGAUCAACACCACGAUCUACCUCUCCAUAUAGAGUUUCAUUAGUUGCCAAUCCAUUCUAUGAUCCAUCAUACAAACGAUAUUCAUCCAAAGCUACAACUGCUUCUACUUCAUCGUCAGGAUCAACACCUACAUCUCCACUCGCAGCCAAGUUGAUCGCCAACCCAUUUUAUGACCCAUCUUACGUUCUGUCUUCAUCUAAACCGACGUCUUCUGAUCCUACACCAUCUUCCAUUCGUUUGAUCCCAAAUCCAUUCUACAAUCCCAACUAUGUCAUCAAUAGCCAGUCUCCACAGUAA
This is a messenger RNA of Caenorhabditis remanei, 558 nucleotides long. RefSeq lists its product as uncharacterized. The record is from RefSeq and is a predicted model, not a curated record. The transcript has a single exon. Lineage: Eukaryota; Metazoa; Nematoda; Chromadorea; Rhabditida; Rhabditidae. Bases 1 to 558 code for a protein of 185 amino acids.